UGCGCGAUGCCGGCCGCAGCGCCUGCGUGGUGGGUAUGAAGCCGGCGGUCAGAGAUGGCGCACGGACAUCACCUCGCGCUGUGUCGCAGCCCCGUCACCUUCGAGAAGGUGUCCGCCCUCAACAGCGUCUUCUUCGAUGAGACCAACAAACAGGUGUUUGCUGUUCGCUCCGGAGGUGCAACAGGUGUGGUGGCCAAAGGUCUGGAUGACAAGGCCUCCAUCUCUUUCAGAAUGGAAGACAAAGGAGAAGUGAAGUGCAUCAAAUUUUCAUUUGGGAAUAAGAUUUUAGCCGUGCAGCGAACACCAAAGGCCGUGGAUUUUAUCAACUUCAUUCCUGAUCUGCCUCAAACAGAAUACUCACAAGAAUGCAAGACCAAAAAUGCCAACAUCCUGGGCUUCUGUUGGACUAGUACGAGUGAAAUAGUGUUUAUCACUGACCAAGGAAUUGAAUUUUACCAGGUACUCCCUGACAAACGUGCUUUAAAACAACUCAAGACACACAGCAUCAAUGUCAACUGGUACAUGUACUGUCCCGAGACGGCAGUGCUCCUCCUGUCCACCACCGUGCAGGGUAAUGUCUUACAGCCCUUUACAUUCAGGAGCGGAACAAUGACAAAAAUGCCAAAGUUUGAAAUCGAAUUGCCCACCAGCCCCAAGUCUGGAAACCCCAUUCUCUCCGACAGAGAUACAAUUAUGGCCAUCGUGUAUGGCCAACUGUACGUCCUCUACUUGAAACAUCAGCCAAGGGCUCCCAACAAUCCUGGUGCAGAAGUCAUCUUGUAUUAUUUACCCAGAGAAGGACAGUGUAAGAAAAUGCAUAUAUUGAAACUAAACACCAUCGGAAAAUUUGCCUUGAAUGUGGUUGAUAACUUAGUGGUGGUGCAUCAUCAGAGUUCUCAGACCUCCAUGAUAUUCGAUAUCAAACUGCGAGCAGAAUUUGAUGGUGCGGUCACGAUUCAUCAGCAAGUCCUGUUACCUCUGUCCAUUCAACCCUGUAAGAUCCCCCGAGCAGGUCCGGCAGCUGUGACAACUCAAAGCCCCAUCCCGUGUGAACUUUAUUCUUCAUCCUGGAGUGUGUUUCAGCCUGAUAUUAUAAUUAAUGCGAGUGAAGGUUACUUGUGGUGCCUCCAGAUAACGCUGCAGCCGAUAGUCCACAUGCUUCAUGACCGGGGACGGCUGAUGGACUUCUUACUGCAGAGGAAGGAUUGCAAAAUGGUCAUCUUGUCUGUGUGCUCCGACAUGCUGAGUGCAACAGAACGGGCGAGUCUGCCCGUCAUUGCCACCGUGUUUGAUAAACUUAAUCAAGUCUACAAGGAAUACCUGGAAGCUGACCAGAACUAUAUCUUGGUGAGUGAUGUUGCAGGAACACUUUUUGACAGGCUGAAGAAGGGUUCUGACCCAAAACAUUGUCUGUCCAUUCUCUCCACAGACGCUGCCUGGUCUGCUGAGGUCCUCUCGCACUUUGUGUUUUGCUCAAUUCCAGCACCUGCAGUUCCUUGCCUUGAUUACCUUGCUCAGUUUCAUAAAACCCACUCCAGGCGUCAGUGUGUUCAGAUUGUGAUGCUGGGGUUGUUGCUGCAGGAUCUCCCACACAAGUUUAUCAGUGCCGUUCUGAUGGAAUACAUCCGGUCUCUCAAUCAGUUCCAGAUCCCAGUCCAGCAUUACCUGUAUGAGUUGGUCAUCAAAACCCUUGUCCAGCACAGCAUGUUCUACAUGCUGCACCAGUUCCUCCAGUAUCAUGUACUCAGUGACUCCAAACCACUGGCCUGCCUGCUACUGUCACUGGAGAGUACCUACCCACCCGCUCAUCAGUUGUCUCUCGACAUGCUGAAGCGGCUGUCUACAGCCAAUGACGAGAUCGUGGAAGUGUUGCUGUCCAAGCACCAGGUCCUGGGGGCUCUCCGCUUCAUCCGCAGUGUCGGUAGCCAUGACAACAUCUCCGCCCGCAAGUUCUUGGAUGCGGCGAAGCAGACGGGAGACACGCUGCUCUUCUACACUACCUUCCGCUUCUUUGAGCAGAGGAAUCAAAGGCUACGAGGAAGCUCGCACUUCACCCCAGGAGAGCACUGUGAAGAACACGUCGUCCACUUUAAAAGUCUUUUUGGAGAAGAAGCACUUUUGACAGCACUGGCUGUGUGAACUUGGGACCAGGCAAUGAGCUUGUGAAUGUUUGACUUUAUUAAAUAAAAAGACCAUAAAAAUUA
This is a messenger RNA of Leucoraja erinaceus (little skate), 2204 nucleotides long. RefSeq names its product regulator of MON1-CCZ1 (gene rmc1). The record is from RefSeq and is a predicted model, not a curated record. The transcript has 20 exons. Gene Ontology annotation, cellular component: late endosome membrane; Mon1-Ccz1 complex; lysosomal membrane. Gene Ontology annotation, biological process: regulation of autophagy. Lineage: Eukaryota; Metazoa; Chordata; Chondrichthyes; Rajiformes; Rajidae. Bases 55 to 2139 code for a protein of 694 amino acids.